Molecule: messenger RNA, 2058 nt
Organism: Acomys russatus (golden spiny mouse)
Lineage: Eukaryota; Metazoa; Chordata; Mammalia; Rodentia; Muridae
Gene: Padi6
Product: peptidyl arginine deiminase 6
Exons: 16
Coding region: 1-2058 (685 amino acids)
Cellular component (GO): cytoplasm
Molecular function (GO): protein-arginine deiminase activity; calcium ion binding
Source: RefSeq, a predicted model, not a curated record
AUGUCUUUUCAGAGUACCCUCAGCCUGUCCUUGGACAAACCCACUCAUGCCGUUUGCAUGGUGGGCAUGGAAAUCACCUUGGACAUCAGUGGGUGUGCACCCAAGAAGUGCGAGUCCUUCAGCAUCCGAGGCUCUCCCAGGAUCUUGAUCCACCUCUUCAGCACCGUCAUUACUGGGAAGGAGGGUGCCGUGGUCUGGCGGCCAAUGAGCCAGCCCUUAGAGGCGCUAGUGAGGAUGGUGUCACCCAGCCCCACUAUGGAUGAGGACAAGGUGCUGGUCUCUUACUACUGUCCUGACAAAGAUGUCGCCACGGCCACAGCUGUCCUAUACCUCACUGGCAUCGAGAUCUCCCUGGAGGCAGACAUCUAUCGAGAUGGACAGCUGGACAUGCCAAGUGACAAACAGGCUAAAAAAAGAUGGGUGUGGGGCCCGAAUGGCUGGGGAGCCAUCCUGUUGGUGAACUGCAACCAUAGCAACAGGGACCAGGUGGAUGAUCAGUCCAGUGAGCAGGCGGUCUUCAACGAAAUACAAAGUAUGUCUCAGAUGACUCUGAUUGUGGAGGGCCCCGCCAAAGUCCUAAAGGAAUACCGCCUGGUCCUCCAUACCUCCAAGGAAGAGGCGAUGAAGGCAAGAGUCUACUGGCUCCAGAAGGGCACCACUUCGGUAUAUGACCUGGUAGUGGGACCUGGCAAGCCAGUUCAUGCCCUGGCUCCCUUUGAGAACCGAGGGAAAGAGGUUUUCUACAUAGAAGCCACGGAGUUCCCGUCUGCCAGCUUCUCAGGCCUGAUCUCCUUCUCGGUCUCCCUAGUGGAAAAGGCCCAGCCCCAGCAGUUAAUCCCAGAGAUGCCACUAUACAAAGAUACAGUGAUGUUCCGGGUGGCACCUUUCAUCUUCAUGCCUAGCACCCAGAUGCCUCUUGAGGUUUACAUGUGCAGGGAGAUGCAGCUACAGGGUUUUGUGGACACAGUGACAAGACUGAGCGAGAAGAGCAACGUGCAGGUGGCAUCUGUCUACGAGGACCCCAACCGCCAGGGCAAGUGGCUCCAGGAUGAGCUUGCCUUCUGCUAUACUCAGGCUCCACACAAGACUGUGUCCCUGAUUCUUGACACCCCUCGCGUUUCCAAGCUGGAAGAAUACCCCAUGAAAUACUCACUGAGCCCUGAUGUUGGCUAUCUGACCCAACAAACUGAGGACCACCAAGUGACUAGCCUGGACUCCAUUGGGAACUUGUUAGUAUCCCCACCCGUCAAGGCUCAAGGCAAAGACUACCCACUAGGCAGGGUCCUCAUUGGUGGCAGCUAUUAUCCAAGCUCCGAGGGCCGGGACAUGAGCAAGACCCUGCGCGACUUCGUGUGUGCCCAGCAGGUGCAGGCCCCCGUGGAACUCUUCUCAGACUGGCUGAUGACCGGCCACUUGGAUGAGUUCAUGUGCUUUGUUCCUGUAAAUGACAAAAAUGAUGAUGGGAAGGGCUUCCGGCUGCUGCUGGCCAGCCCCAAUGCCUGCUAUGACCUGUUUGAAGAGAAACAGAAGGAGAAAUAUGGGGACAUGACCCUGUUCGAAGACGUCAGAGCAGAGCAACUCCUUUCUAAUGGGAGGGAGGUCAAAACCAUUUCCCAAAUCCUGGAGGAUAAGGACUUGCGAAAGCAGAAUGACUACGUUGAGAAGUGUAUCAGCCUGAACCGCACCCUCCUCAAGAAGGAGCUGGGUCUGCUGGACAAAGACAUCAUCGCCAUCCCACAGCUCUUCUGCCUGGAACUGCUGACCAACGUUCCCUCCAACCAGCAGAACACAAAACUCUUGGCAAGGCCGUACUUCCCCAACAUGCUGCAGAUGAUCGUGUUGGGCAAGAAUCUUGGCAUCCCCAAACCCUUUGGGCCCCAAAUCAAGGGCACCUGCUGCCUGGAAGAAAAGGUCUGUGGAUUAUUGGAGCCCCUGGGUCUCAAGUGCACCUUCAUCGAUGACUUUGACUGCUACAUGACCAACGUGGGAGACACCUGUGCCUGUGCUAUUGUAAACCGGGUGCCAUUUGCAUUCAAGUGGUGGAAGAUGGCCCCUUAA